AUGAAGACGUCCAGGAUGUUUGGGAUCAACCGCGAGGCCUCACAGGCAGCGUUCUACCAGACGGCCACUGACAGGAAGACACAGCACCAGUCACUCCUGCCGCCUUUGUCCGCCCACUCCACUCAGGUUGAAGCACUUAGAGUCAAACUUGUCCACACGGAACUUCAGGACAGACAGAAAAAAGCUUUCUUUGGGAGAAAAACCAGAAAAACAGAGGUCAGGGUCUAUGCAGUGGAUGACCCUGAAUCCCUGGAGGCAGUAAAGACGCCACGAGAGGAGCUCCUGGAGGUCAAAGAGGAUAAGUGUCCAGCUAUUGUGGUUGGGGCCAACAAGACUGUUCUUCGCCAUGAGCUUCAAGUGUCCAGUAGCGACAUAAUGUCCACAGUGGAGCGGGACUGGAACCAUAGCUACCUGGAGGCUUCAGCUAAAGAGAAAACCAAUGUGCUGGUGGUCUUUCGAGAACUCCUCGAGCAGGCAAACCUGCCCAGUCAGCUAAGUCCAACACUGUGGCAGAGAUGGGAAACCUUCCCCAAGAGUAGCACCAACCGACCACCGAUGAACAAGACUAACAGCUGCCUAAUCUGCUAA
Messenger RNA from Thalassophryne amazonica, 588 nucleotides. RefSeq names its product ras-like protein RAS2. The record is from RefSeq and is a predicted model, not a curated record. The transcript is spliced from 3 exons. Bases 1 to 588 code for a protein of 195 amino acids. NCBI's taxonomy places the organism in Eukaryota, Metazoa, Chordata, Actinopteri, Batrachoidiformes, Batrachoididae. Gene Ontology annotation, molecular function: GTPase activity; GTP binding.